Amaranthus tricolor (Joseph's coat) is the source of this 1853-nucleotide messenger RNA. Its product is annotated as protein DETOXIFICATION 16-like. Gene Ontology annotation, molecular function: antiporter activity; xenobiotic transmembrane transporter activity. Lineage: Eukaryota; Viridiplantae; Streptophyta; Magnoliopsida; Caryophyllales; Amaranthaceae. The transcript is spliced from 8 exons. Bases 148 to 1629 code for a protein of 493 amino acids. Gene Ontology annotation, biological process: xenobiotic detoxification by transmembrane export across the plasma membrane. Gene Ontology annotation, cellular component: membrane. The record is from RefSeq and is a predicted model, not a curated record.
AAUCUUUGCUCCACCUCUAAUAGCUCAUUUAUAAGAAGAUAACAAUACGUAAGUCCUUACAUUAGCUUGGUCUUUAAUUCAACGGGAUUGAUCCCAUCCUUCAAUCUCAAAUCUUAUAUUAUCCUUCAUUUCUAAGGAAGAACAAAAAUGGAGGAAAAUAAUAGUGGAAUUUUGUCAAUGAGAGCAAAUCUUCUAAAUGAAAGAAGAGAAGAAGUACAGAUAGAAAGUGGUAAUAAUAAUUAUGGGAAAAAGGGAUUAAUAAUUGAAGAAAUAAAAAAACAAGCAUGGUUAGCAGGACCUUUAGUAUCAGUUAACUUAAUGUUAUUUAGUUUGCAGUUAAUAUCAAUUAUGUUUGUGGGCCAUCUUGGUGAAUUACCACUUUCUGGUGCUUCCAUGGCUACUUCCUUUGCUUCUGUCACUGGUUUCAGCUUGCUGAUGGGAAUGUCAAGUGCCUUAGACACCUUUUGUGGACAAUCAUAUGGGGCAAAACAAUAUCAUAUGUUAGGCGUACAUUUACAAAGGGCCAUGAUCAUCCUUAUGGUUGUAAGCAUACCUCUAGCCCUUAUUUGGGCUAAUACAAGAUCAAUACUCAUAGCUUUUGGACAAGACCACCAAAUAGCAACCCAAGCAGGACAUUAUGCUCAGUUCUUGAUCCCCGCUCUCUUCGCAUAUGGCCUCCUUUACUCGAUCUUACGAUUUUUACAAACACAAAAUAUUGUUUUCCCAAUGAUGUUAAGCUCAGGAGUAUCUACCUUGAUUCAUUUGCCUGUUUGCUGGAUUCUGGUCUUCAAAUCUGGCCUAGGAAACAGGGGAGCUGCCCUAGCAAUUGGGAUAUCUUAUUGGGUUAAUGUCAUUUUGUUGGCAUUUUAUGUCAAGUUUUCUGGGUCAUGCUCACAAACUUGGACUGGUUUUUCUAGUGAAGCUCUCUAUGAUUUGAUAUCUUAUGUUAAACUCAGUAUUCCUUCUGCUUGUAUGGUAUGUUUAGAGAUGUGGUCAUUCGAAUUGAUGGUUCUCUUAGCUGGACUUCUUCCCAACCCAACAUUAGAAACAUCUGUUCUCUCAAUCAGUCUCAACACAGCUGGAACUAUAUGGAUGAUCCCCUUUGGUCUCAGCGGUGCUGUGAGUACCCGAGUAUCUAAUGAGCUAGGAGCAGGGCGUCCACAGGCAGCACAAUUAGCAGUAUUAGUUGUUCUGUUGAUAGCCAUAAGUGAGGGCAUUUUGGUUGGCAUGGUUCUUAUAUUCAUCCGAAAUUUAUGGGGAUAUGCUUAUAGCAAUGAACAAGAAGUGGUCUCAUAUGUAGCCAUUAUGAUGCCUAUACUUGCACUAUCAAACUUCCUUGAUGGACUCCAAGCUGUUCUUUCCGGAAUUGCAAGAGGAUGUGGAUGGCAAAUAAUGGGGGCAUAUAUUAAUCUAGGAGCAUACUAUAUUGUGGGCAUUCCUUGCGCAAUCGUUCUGGCAUUUGUAUUGCACAUUGGUGGAAAGGGUUUAUGGUUAGGGAUAAUAUGUGCCUUGACUAUACAAGUCGUUUCACUUUUCGUCAUCACGGUUACAACUAAUUGGGAUCACCAAGCAAACAAGGCAAGAGAAAGAGUGUACGAAGAAGUUAUCCCAAUUGAUCAAGUGUCCUAAUUCCUUAAGUUCAACCCAACAUAUUGAUUUUGGCCAUUUUUACUUCAAACUCAUUAUUAAAUAAUUUCUAUAAUAAUUAGGACUUAUUUGAUUGACAUUAGAAUUUAAUUAUCACGGUAUGUUAUUUGUCUCAAAAGAUUAUUUACUCUUACUUUAUAAAAUUUUUGGGGGCAAUAUCGACUGUUUUCUUUUGGUACUCCUUCUCAAGGGGGUACGGGUAUAAA